GGUGCUGUUUCUGCAGUUCUCAUCCUAACCCAGUUCUCUCCUGUUCUCUCCCGCCCUUCUCCUGCUCAUGCUCGUGGUCUCCGUGUCGCCCCCUUUUCCUGUGCGCCCUGGCUCUGUGGGUUUCCUUUGUGUGGGUGUCUCCCUCCUUCCCAUGUCCCUGCCUCCCCAUCUCUGUGCCGCCCCCCAACCCUCUCUGUGUGUCUUUCCUCUCUCUUGCGGGUGUCUGUCCCCUUGGUUUUAUCAUCUGUGUCCCCUGCUUCAUUUCCUCCUGCCCCCUCCUGUUUCCCUCCAUCUCCCCACAAACCCCCGUCUCUCCCCGGAUUCCGACUCCUUCUCCCCACCUUCUCCCUCUCUCCCGGACUCUCUCCCACCAGUGGUGCCUGAGGCUACAAGCCCAAGUAUCUUCAACUCAAGAAGAAGUUAGAAGAUGAGUUCCCCGGACGCCUGGACAUCUGCGGCGAGGGGACUCCCCAGGUUACCGGGUUCUUUGAAGUCAUGGUAGCAGGGAAGUUGGUUCACUCUAAGAAGGGAGGCGAUGGCUUCGUGGACACAGAGAGCAAGUUUCUGAAGCUGGUGGCCGCCAUCAAAGCCGCCUUGGCUCAGGCCGGAGUGCCCUGAA
This is a messenger RNA of Myotis brandtii (Brandt's bat), 619 nucleotides long. It is a transcript of the gene SELENOW, whose product is annotated as selenoprotein W, 1. NCBI's taxonomy places the organism in Eukaryota, Metazoa, Chordata, Mammalia, Chiroptera, Vespertilionidae. The record is from RefSeq and is a predicted model, not a curated record. The transcript has 4 exons. Gene Ontology annotation, cellular component: cytosol. Gene Ontology annotation, biological process: response to selenium ion. The annotation marks the transcript as partial.